AUGGCUUCGAAAAGAGAAUCCUCCAUUAAGAAGUCUCCUUCACCAGUGACCCAACCCAGACUGGGUCCUCCUUACCCCUGCCUCCCUGUGGCUCCUGCAGAUCCAAAACCGGCUCCAGAGCAGAAACCGAGGAUGCUGCGUCCUUCGGAUUCGCCAUUUGACCCCACUGCUUUGGAAAUUGAAUUUAACCUGGAUCAGAUUCAUGAGUUUAAGGAGGCAUUCUUGCUGUUCGACAGGACAGGAGAUGGCAAGAUUAGCUUCAGCCAGUGUGGGGAUGUCAUGCGGGCCCUGGGACAGAACCCUGUCAAUGCUGAGGUGCUUAAGGUUCUGGGCAACCCCAAGGCCGACGACAUGAACUGCAAGAUGCUAGACUUUGAGCAGUUCCUGCCCAUGUUCCAGGCCAUCGCUAAAAAUAAAGAUCAGGGCUCCAUGGAGGACUUUGUGGAGGGACUGCGUGUCUUUGACAAGGAGGGCAACGGCACAGUAAUGGGAGCAGAGCUUCGUCACGUCCUCACCACGCUAGGUGAGAAAAUGUCAGAGGAGGAAGUUGAGACACUCUUGGCGGGACACGAAGAUGCCAAUGGUUGCAUCAAUUAUGAAGAACUCGUCAGGAUGGUCAUGAAUGGGUGAAGACGAAGAGCAUCCAACUUUUUCUACCCUGUCACAUGUACACCAUUUUUUCAGUUUGCUUCUAAAACACCUGCGCCCCAACCUUUUCCAUGGAUUGGUUUUCCACAUUGGUUUGAUUAAAGAAGUGCCUUUACAUUCCCUACAAAGACCACAAAGGUGGUCCUGUCUAUUGCUGGCAGGUCCAUUCACAGAUGUGACCAACUUGUAUGAAUUCAGAUGUCUUAAUGUUUGCAUUAACAUUCCAAGAUGCAGCACAAGAUGACAAAAAUAAAUAACGAUAUACUGUAAUUAUUGAUACUAGUGUGUCAAUGUUGGAUGGGACAUUAAUAUAUAUAAAUAUAUACAUGCAUAGUAUCCAGCUGUCAGCAAUCUACUGUAUCAUUGGCUAAGAAUAUCUUUGGCUGAGGAAUUUGUUCCUCCAAUCAUGCGGUAAAUUGGUAUAUUCAAAACCAUACUAUCAUGAAGUUUAAAAAAUAAUAAUAAUAAUUCAAAUGUUCUCCCAUGUUUUUAAUUCACCCAUAUCUUUUGCUUCAUUUAAAUAAAUGUUUUUCCUGAAAA
Cyclopterus lumpus (lumpfish) is the source of this 1188-nucleotide messenger RNA. RefSeq lists its product as uncharacterized. Gene Ontology annotation, molecular function: calcium ion binding; structural constituent of muscle. The record is from RefSeq and is a predicted model, not a curated record. The transcript has 6 exons. Gene Ontology annotation, cellular component: myosin II complex. NCBI's taxonomy places the organism in Eukaryota, Metazoa, Chordata, Actinopteri, Perciformes, Cyclopteridae. The coding region runs from base 1 to 630 and encodes 209 amino acids.